Symbiodinium natans is the source of this 2592-nucleotide messenger RNA. Lineage: Eukaryota; Dinophyceae; Suessiales; Symbiodiniaceae. The record is from the annotation of a GenBank genome assembly.
AUGGGUGCCUACCGGAGUGUCCGCGGCUUCACGAUUUGCCUCACGAUCUGGACCUUAGUAGCAUCACAGGAGCUGUUCUCGAUCCGCAGCGUGGUUGCACCCAAUAAGUGCAUCGUUGUCGCUGAAGACCGUUUCGUUGAACUUGGAGACUGUGACGGCAAAUGGGCUGAUCGUCGCAUAUGGUAUUUCAACAAGACAUGGCUUGUCAACAGGAACUACACCUACGACGGUGGAGUGCUCUGCCUUCAGUUUGACAGCUCGUACUUUUACCCUGACCAUGGAAGACCUCUUCGGGUAAACGUCUGUAUAGAAGGCCAGCUCAACAUGCAUUGGUAUUGGGCAGGCGGCCGCAUCAGACACCUUCAUAGUGCCUACGUUCUUGACCUUCCGGGCAUCAACAUUACGGACUUCGCGCCCUUCACGGCGGAGGCCCAGCAUGUGGCAAUAGAAAGCAAGGAAGACUCGUACAGCCUCAGUGACCAGCAAUUCUUCGCGCAUGUGGAGACGACCCUGGGGCCUCCCGAUGGUUUCGAAACUGUCAGACGCGAGGCGGAAGAGGUGUUUGAGGUGUCGAUACCCAAUGUCUGUCCAGAUGGAUCGAUUGGUGAACGAAAUUUGUGUGCAUUUGAGCAUAAGUUGGGCACAGGAUUGUUGUGCGAAGGCGGCCCUGUUAGCCGUCGAUGUGUGUGUUUCAAUGGCUACUUUGUUCACGUGAUUGCACGUACAGCCUUCGCACCUGACUGGGGCCUGUCGCAGUACACGUGCUGUGAAGGGGAGGGCACCUCCGAACCGUGCGGAGAUUGGUACUUCCUGGGCCCCCUUGCUGCUGCUGUGCUUGCGCUGGGGGUUGCGGGUGUGGUGACAGCAACUCUUAUGAUCCAGUACUGCCCUCCGACCAUUGCCCCGGCCAACGAAGAGGACCUCCAAGUUCUGGCGCCCCAACAUGUCCUUGACGGUGCGACUUUGCACGCAACCGUGGAGCCGGCAAAGUGGGGUGUGAGCUUGGAUGAUUUGAGGCAAUUCAAGCGCCUGGUGCAUCAUGGCAUUCAAUCUGGACGAGUUCGCCCCACGGACUUGGACCCAUUCUCCAUAGCAGACAUCACUCAAGGGCCCACAGCCUAUACGGUCAAUGAGCAGCUGAUCAAGCCGGUUACAGCAGCCGCUGGCAAUGUGAGUUGGGCCUUAAUGAAGUAUCCUGCAGGCUUGUUGUGUGAAGUCUUCGUCACGCACGCAUGGGCGGAAGGCAUCUUUGACUUCGUGGACAAAGUGGCGCACUCAUGGCCGCGGGGAGCCGUGGGAGCGUACGUGUGCUUCCUCUCCAAUCCUCAGAACCAGGACAUCGCAAGCUUGAUCCAGAACCCCAGGGAGUCACCUUUUGCCAAUGCCUUGCAUCGCUCGUCAUCCGUUCUCGCGAUGCCAAACCGUGCAGUUAGCAUCUACACGCGCGUCUGGUGCGUGUACGAAGCAUUUUUGGCGUCCUCAUGGGAUAAGCCGAUUCGGAUUGCAACCCGACCCUCUGUCAGCCAAUGGCCCAAAGUUGUCCGCGUGCCCUGUGCUGGCCUCGCAGCCUGCGGAACAGGGAUCCUGGUCGUCAUGUCCCAGGCCAAGUUCUACGGCUUCACCAGAGCCUCGCAGGAUUUACUCACCAUCCUCGACCUCGCAUUUCUGGGGGUGGCGGCUGCAUGUGGAAGCCCUUUGCUGGCGCUGUACUCGUUUCGGAAGCUCCACUCGCCCGUGAGCCAGAUGGCAAUUUAUGGCAUGACCAUUUUUCUCGCACUCGCUCUGGCCAUUCGUCUUUGCGUCCACGGGUUCUUGGAUGCGACGGUAAUGAUUGCAACUCUCACAGCAUUCUUGGGCGUGACUGGGUUGGAGGCAGACCGGCAGCGUGCCAUCGUUGCUUCGAGGCAAGCAAAUGAGCUUGGGAAAGAGUUCACUGGCACGGUUCGGAAUGCCACGAGCUCCAACGAAGAUGACUCGCGUAAAAUCUUCACUGAGAUUGAGGAAAAUGGCCAGGCGGAAGCCAUUGACCAAAUGGUGGGCUCACUAAUCGCGACCAAUAUCUCCACGAAGCAGAUGCGCCUAACCAUGGAGGUUACUGGCCGACUGGGUGAUGCGUCGCGCUGGAGCAGGACCAUUCUGGUCCUCAGCCUCUGCUUCCUGAUCUUCCAGUGCCGGCAGGUGCACGCGUAUCGCUUCAAUGAGAGUGGCGCUGCCCUUGGAUGGCUUCUGUUGGGAUCUGCUUGUCUCGAAGCCCUCCUCUGGCCCUUCAUCUUCUUUCGGCUCCCGAUUGAGUCUAAAGCCUUCGCAGAAAGAUGCUGCAAGCUAUUCUUGGUGCUUCUUCCUGGCAUGGUUGGUCUUUGGGGCGGUCUCUCCUACGACGUCGCCGCCCACCUGGGUGUGAUCCCGCUCAUCCUCGUCAUGACCAUCCUCGGACCUCUGCGCGUAUCACGUCUGCCUCUUGUUGGGGCCCCACUGGUGCGCAUGCUCUUUGGACGAAGCCCCUGUCGAGCGAGCGGGCUGAAGCGUGAGGGCGCGCCGUCAGUGCAGCGUGAUGCUGGUGACGGUGGAAACAAUGACACCUUCUCGAUGUGA